Messenger RNA from Naumovozyma dairenensis CBS 421, 2478 nucleotides. RefSeq names its product AAA family ATPase CDC48 (gene CDC48). Gene Ontology annotation, cellular component: nucleus; cytosol; VCP-NPL4-UFD1 AAA ATPase complex. NCBI's taxonomy places the organism in Eukaryota, Fungi, Ascomycota, Saccharomycetes, Saccharomycetales, Saccharomycetaceae. The coding region runs from base 1 to 2478 and encodes 825 amino acids. The record is from RefSeq and is a predicted model, not a curated record. Gene Ontology annotation, biological process: autophagosome maturation; mitotic spindle disassembly; retrograde protein transport, ER to cytosol. The transcript has a single exon. Gene Ontology annotation, molecular function: ATP binding; ATP hydrolysis activity; polyubiquitin modification-dependent protein binding.
AUGAGUGAAGAACAUAAAUUGUUAGAUGCUUCGGGAGCUGAUCAUCGCGAUGAAGAUCCAACCGCCACCGCCAUCCUAAGAAAGAAAUCCAAGCCAAACACUUUGUUAGUCGAUGACGCCACUAACGAUGAUAACUCUGUCAUUGCCAUCAACUCCAACACAAUGGAUAAGUUGGAAUUAUUCCGUGGUGAUACCGUCUUAGUGAAAGGGAAAAAAAGAAAGGAUACUGUAUUGAUCGUCUUAAUCGAUGACGAAUUGGAAGAUGGUGCUUGUAGAGUAAACCGUGUUGUAAGAAACAAUUUACGUAUAAGAUUGGGGGAUUUGGUUACUGUUCAUCCUUGUCCUGAUAUCAAAUACGCUACAAGAAUCUCUGUCUUACCUAUCGCUGAUACCAUUGAAGGGUUGACUGGUAAUUUGUUUGAUGUGUUUUUGAAACCAUAUUUUGUUGAAGCUUAUAGACCAGUAAGAAAGGGAGAUCAUUUUAUCGUUCGUGGUGGGAUGAGACAAGUGGAAUUUAAAGUUGUUGACGUAGAACCAGAAGAAUAUGCAGUUGUGGCUCAAGAUACGGUCAUUCAUUGGGAAGGUGAACCAAUCAAUAGAGAAGAUGAGGAAAAUAAUAUUAAUGAAGUCGGAUAUGAUGAUAUUGGUGGUUGUCGUAAACAAAUGGCUCAAAUUAGAGAAAUGGUUGAAUUGCCAUUGAGACAUCCACAAUUGUUCAAAGCUAUUGGUAUUAAACCACCAAGAGGUGUCUUAAUGUAUGGCCCUCCUGGUACAGGUAAAACUCUGAUGGCAAGAGCUGUUGCAAAUGAAACAGGUGCUUUCUUCUUUUUGAUUAAUGGUCCAGAAGUUAUGUCCAAAAUGGCUGGUGAAUCUGAAUCUAAUUUAAGAAAAGCCUUUGAAGAAGCUGAAAAGAAUGCUCCAGCUAUUAUCUUCAUUGAUGAAAUCGAUUCUAUUGCUCCAAAGAGAGACAAGACUAACGGUGAAGUGGAAAGAAGAGUUGUCUCGCAAUUAUUGACCUUGAUGGAUGGUAUGAAAUCUAGAUCAAACGUUGUAGUCAUUGCUGCUACAAACAGACCAAACUCUAUUGAUCCAGCCCUAAGAAGAUUUGGUAGAUUCGAUCGUGAAGUCGAUAUCGGUAUCCCUGACGCCACUGGUAGAUUAGAAGUUUUACGUAUUCAUACCAAGAACAUGAAAUUAGCUGAUGAUGUCGAUUUGGAAUAUUUAGCUAACGAAACUCAUGGUUACGUUGGUGCUGAUAUUGCUUCUUUAUGUUCUGAGGCUGCUAUGCAACAAAUUCGUGAAAAGAUGGAUUUGAUUGAUUUAGAUGAAGAUGAGAUAGAUGCAGAAGUUCUUGAUUCCUUAGGUGUUACAAUGGAUAAUUUCAAAUUUGCCCUAGGUAACUCGAAUCCAUCAGCAUUACGUGAAACUGUUGUUGAAAGUGUUAAUGUUACUUGGAACGAUAUUGGUGGUUUGGAUGAAAUUAAACAGGAAUUGAAAGAAACUGUUGAAUACCCUGUCUUGCAUCCAGAUCAAUAUACUAAAUUCGGUUUGGCUCCAUCAAAGGGUGUUUUAUUCUAUGGUCCACCAGGUACAGGUAAGACGCUUCUAGCUAAAGCUGUCGCUACUGAAGUAUCUGCUAACUUUAUCUCUGUUAAGGGUCCAGAAUUAUUAAGUAUGUGGUACGGUGAAUCAGAAUCUAAUAUUCGUGAUAUUUUCGACAAGGCUAGAGCGGCUGCUCCAACCGUUGUCUUCUUAGAUGAACUAGAUUCCAUUGCUAAGGCAAGAGGUAACAGCAUGGGUGAUGGUGGUAGUGAUAGAGUUGUUAAUCAAUUAUUAACAGAAAUGGAUGGUAUGAAUGCCAAGAAGAAUGUUUUUGUCAUUGGUGCUACAAAUAGACCAGAUCAAAUCGAUCCAGCCAUAUUGAGACCAGGUAGAUUAGAUCAAUUGAUAUAUGUUCCAUUGCCAGAUGAAGAAGCAAGAUUAUCUAUUCUACGUGCACAAUUAAGAAAGACUCCAUUAGAACCAGGUCUUGAAUUGGAAGCUAUCGCUAAGGCAUCUCAAGGUUUUUCCGGUGCAGAUUUAUCAUAUAUUGUUCAAAGAGCAGCCAAAUUUGCCAUUAAAGAAUCUAUCGAAGCUCAAAAGAUACGUGAAGAAAAGGAAGAAGAUAUUGAAAUGACUGAUUCUACCGAAACUAAACCAAAGAUAGAAUCCGAUGAAGAUGAAGAAGAUCCAGUUCCAUUCAUUACUAAGGAACAUUUCGCCGAAGCUAUGAAGACUGCUAAACGUUCUGUUUCAGAUGCUGAAUUGCGUCGUUAUGAAGCUUAUGCGCAACAAAUGAAGGCUUCAAGAGGCCAAUUCAGUAAUUUCAAAUUUGAUUCUGCUACAAAUGGUGCCGAAGCUGCCACUUCAGGAAAUACAGGCGCUGCAUCAUUCGGUGGUGACAAUGCUGCUGACGACGAUGAUGAAUUAUACAAUUGA